CAUGGGAGAGUACACAUCUCCCACGCAUUCGUAGAUGAGAAUUUUCAGCGCGCCGUUUGAACGUGUGGAACACGUUUGAGAUGUGACAAGCUUGCACUAGGAAAUACACGUUUCCGCUCUUGCUCAGCUACAUGCUCCUCACUCCGGCACACUUUACAAUAUAUAUAUUUUUUCUGAACAAACAUUAAAAAAUGGAUUGUUGUGUGCAGUGAACAUUUCAGAUGUAUGCUUUCAUUGGAAAUUUUACAUUUGUCAAGUUGUGAAAUACUUUUCAAAAUGUAUAUUAGCAAAAUCAUUUCAAUUCGUAAAUUAUAAAUGACUUAAAUCUUCUGAUAUACUUUACAAAUAAAUAACUGAGCUACCAAAUAUACUUAUUUGUGAGGUAGAUUUUAUGAUUUUCAAAUCAAUUGCCGAAAAAUACUUCUCAACUUAGAAGCACCGUACGAUGAAGCAUGUAACAUCAGUGGAACUUUGAAUUGAGUGACUGCUACGAAUCUGCAACAUUGAAAAGAGAACUCGAUUAUUAAUUAUAAUAUUGAAAUGAAUAAUUAUAAUAAUUGAAAUAAUUAAUAAGUUAAAUAAUGUGAAUAAGAUAAUUUUAAUAGACAACCUCCAAUACUGUAUGCUUCAACUGUGAUCUGUACUCUUACUAGAAGGAUUACUCAGCUACUGUCUGUGGUCAAAUAAUCUAAGUUUCUAACAUGAUUGCCUCUUUUUGGUUGAUGGUAACGUUGUUCAACAAAGUAAUUUCAAAUGGAGCUCAUGGAGAAGAUGACUCUGGUCCAAGAUUUCGUUCUGAACCACCCUUCAGAAUAGAAUUUUCGAACAGUAGUGGCGCAGAGCUUAGGUGUACUGCAGAUGGAAUACCUGCCCCAAGAAUUAGUUGGCAAACCAGAGAGGGUACGACUGCCAGAGAUAUACCAGGCAUUCGUUAUACAAGAAAUGAUGGAACCCUUGUCUUUCCGCCUUUCUCCAGAGAAGACUAUAGACAAGAUGUGCAUGAUACUCUUUACCAGUGUUUGGCGGAAAAUAGCGUUGGAGCUAUAAUAAGCAGAGAAACGCACGUCAGAGGAGUUGUUCAUCAAAAGUUCAUACCUCAAGUUUAUGACGAUUAUGCAAUCCGAGGUAACACAGCUGUGUUGAGGUGUCUUUUGCCGUCAUUCGUCAGAGAAUAUGUGACACUUGAUUCUUGGCUACGAGACGAUGAUACAGUAUUGAAGAGUACUGAUAUAGAAGAUGACAAAUAUACAGUGUUGUCAUCAGGAGAACUCGUUUUACACAAAGUGGACGAUUCUGACGGCAAAAGUACUUUCAAGUGCAGGGCUAGACAUCGGUUAACGGGAGAACUGGUACUUAGUCCAACAUCAGGGAAAGUAAUAGUGACAGAGCCGCAUUCACCAAUGGGUCCAAGAAUAACUUUCAGCCAGUCGCAAGUGAGGGCCGAAGAAGGAAGUUAUGUGCGAAUCCCUUGUGUAUCCACUGCACAACCAGCUCCAGAUUAUAGGUGGAUGAAAGAAACACCCAAUGGCUUAUAUCCAGUUAUUGAAGAUUUGCGGAUAAAAAUCACGUCUGGAACUCUACAUAUUAAAAACGUAAUGAUAUCAGAUGGAGGAAAAUACCAGUGUAUUAUCACGAAUGGUAUUGGAGACAAACGCACGGACACUGUUCUUGUAGUUACAGCUCCAUUACGAGUGGCUAUUAUUCCUGAGCUCCAAACUCUAAAUAUUGGGGAAACCGCCGUACUAAACUGUUCUGUGAGCGGCCAUCCUAUUCAUACGAUCACUUGGCGGAAAGACCAAAGACACCUGGUGGCGAAUGCCCGAGUUCAGUUACUUUCAAGAGAUGUGCUUCAUAUAACGUCGGUAAGAAGAGAAGAUAAGGGAAUGUAUCAGUGUUUCGCUUACAAUGAUAUGGAUGGUGCACAAGCUACUGCGCAGAUAAAGAUUGGAGAUGUUCCUCCAUAUUUGCUGUCCGCCUUUCCAGAUACAACUGUCCAUUCUGGAGAAUUCGUUAGCCUCAAGUGCGUUUCUGCAGGGAAUUUUGUUCCACGUGUCGUAUGGACAUUGUACGAUCAAACUGUGAGCUCCACCCAAAAUCCUAGGAUACGAACUGGAGAUUUCAUAUCACCUCAAGGACACGUGACGAGCUACUUGAACAUAACAGACGCUCGUGUUGAAGAUAGCGGGGUAUAUCGGUGCGACAUUAGCAACGACGUAGGAGCUGUUUGGCACGCUGCAAGACUUAAUGUGUAUGGACCACCGUUCGUCAGGCCUUUUUCUAAUGUUUCAGCUAUAUCAGGCCAUGACCUUACCCUCAAUUGUCCAGUGGGAGGCUACCCAAUCAAAAGUAUUUUGUGGCAGAAAGGAGGAAUCAUUCUUCCGCUCGAUCACAGACAUAAACUUAAUUCUGCAGGUAGCUUAACUAUUCAUGAUGUGCAGAAAGCAGCAGAUGAAGGAAAGUACACAUGCGUAGUUAGAAGUCCUGAUGGUCUAACAGCAUCAGGAUCAACUUAUGUAUCCAUUGUGGUUGCUCCAGUAAUAGACGCUCUGUAUUUUCCUGAUACUGUAACUGCCAAUGAAGGUGAAAGGGCAAAGAUUAUAUGCAGUGUAACAACCGGUGAUCCUCCUAUCAGAUUUAAGUGGCUGAAGAACGGCUUUCCUUUUGUGGCUUCUGGAAAAGUAUCCGUACAAUUACUGGAAGAUUCUUCUGUGAUACUGUUUCGCAAAAUCAAGGCUAGCGAUAGAGGGCAAUACACUUGCAUAGCAACCAAUAGUGCAACAUCCACGAAUAUGACUUCUCAACUUGUAGUAAAUGUUCCUCCUGCGUGGCUGGCUGAACCUGUGAACACUUCGGCUAUACUGGGGAGCAGUGCGUGGAUGAAUUGCUCUGCUGAAGGAUUCCCUACACCCAGUGUUAUCUGGAGGAAAGCCAGAGAGUCUUCACCUGGAGAUUUUGGAUACGUAACAUCUAGUCCUAGAAUACGGCAGUACAAUAAUGGGUCUUUAGUGAUAUGGGAUGUCGAAACAUCGGAUCGCGGAUUCUACCUGUGUCAAGCAAAUAACGGUAUAGGAGCAUCUCUUAGCAAAAUAAUUUAUCUAAAUGUUCAAGUUCCACCUAAAUUUGAAGAAACAUAUCAAAGCAGAGCCAUUAAAGAAGGUGACAACACUAGUCUUAAGUGUACAGCUCAGGGAAAUACUCCCAUUGUGAUAACCUGGCACAGGAAUAAAACGCCUUUGCCUGUGACUGUUAAAUCUCGGUACUCUUUUCGAGAAAUUACGGACGACAAUCGAGUUACUUCCGAACUUGUUAUCGUUUCUGCGACGAGGGAAGAAAGUGGCAUGUACGCAUGCUCAGCAGUUAACGAAUUCGGAUACGAUGAAGCCACAUUUCAGCUGGUUGUCCAGGGUGUGCCAGAUCCUCCAACAAACUUAUCGGUGACAAACAUAACCAGCAGGACUUUGACCAUUCGAUGGGAUGUACCUUUCAAUGGAAAUAGCCACAUCACCGGAAGCAGCGUGCAGUACAAAAUGGCAGACG
Molecule: messenger RNA, 3537 nt
Organism: Stegodyphus dumicola
Lineage: Eukaryota; Metazoa; Arthropoda; Arachnida; Araneae; Eresidae
Product: cell adhesion molecule Dscam1-like
Biological process (GO): cell-cell adhesion
Molecular function (GO): protein binding
Source: RefSeq, a predicted model, not a curated record